AUGGCCGCGGACGACUCGUACACGGCAGCUGACGAGCGCGCCCGUGCCGCCCGGAGGGCGGGCAUCCAGGCGAAGAAGGACGAACAGCCGGCGAACACGACGCGGAGUUACGCGGCGAAGCAGCGGGAGUGGAAGGCCUGGUGCCAUACGCCUCGGGCUGCAGCAGACGGCUCGCUCUAUAGCUGGCCCGACGGCGAGCUCGUAACGCCGGACAAGCUGGCGGCGUGGCUCAAAGAGGAUAUCCUGUUACGACGCGUUGUGCCGCCGCAGAAGAAGAAGCCGCGCGCGGGUAAGAUUAGGGGCAACGGCAACGGCGAGGCCGUACAGGUACGGCAACAGCGCGAACAGGAGCAGCUCGAGGCCGCGGCCAUGGCAGAGGCCGAAAGCCUGGCCGAAGCUUUGGAGGUCCCCCUGGCCGAGGCCGCCGAGCUGCUCGCUGACGACCGCGAGGGCUACGUGCCACCCACAGGCCUCGCGACGGCUGCAGUAGACCUUACCGAAGGGUCUUUGCUUACGAGGGCACUAUCGACGCCUAUAUCGCGGCCGUUAUCGAGCUAUGGAGGCUCCAGGUGGCUCACGGCAACGCGAAUACGGAGAAUCCCGGGGCGCCGCCACCGCGGAAGCGACGGGAUCCAGGCCGGCUACCUCCCCGAUGAAUGGCUUCGGAUCCAGGAUCUCCUUCUCACUGGCGCCGCGUAUACGCCGCAAAACCUCCGUACGCGAGUCGACCUCCUCUUCGGCCACUACUACCUCUUACGGGGGGAGAACCGGCGCAAGAUGGAGCUUGCAGACCUAUCCCUACUCGACUAUCCGCCUUCGGAGGGCCCGACCCCCUGUGGUUGCCUGGACUGGUAUCGGAUCAAGGUCCUCGUCGGGCGGGACCGCGAGCAGGAGCUCUCGUACCCGACGCAGCUACAAGAGACCUGGCGUAUCUUCGGCGCUGCCGGCCUUAUCGCGUCGAAGAAGACGCACCUCCCGCGCAGGGUGGGCGCCCAGGACGCGGAGACCCAUGGCACGUCGCUCGCCCAGAUCUCGCAGGCCGGCCGCUGGAACCAGAGCGUGCUCUGCCAGGCAUAUCUUACGCACCUACCGCGGCAGUUCAUGCGUAUCGUCGCCGGCUUCUCGGCCUCCCCGGGGGACUACUUCCUCGCGCGUGCGGCUCACGAACCCCCGUACGUCUUACAAAAGCAGCUGUGGCCGUGGAUCGAGGAGUGGGAACCCCGCUUUGAGGCGCGGGCGCGCCGGCAAUGCUGGGCAGAAGGCGGUCUCGACGACGACGACCUAGCCGCUGACGGCUUCCUUAAGCUUAUGCGGCGCCUGCGUAUAGUACUUCUGCAGGACCUGGCCGUCCUACAGCUCCGCUACCCGUCGCUACCGUUCUUCGCCUACGCCCCUUUUGGCGGGCCCGAGUGGGACGAGUUCGCCGUCGCCGUGCGGUCCACCGCGGUAGGGGCUAUGGAGCCGAAUAGUCAGCGGCUCGCCAUCCGGCUUGAGGCCCGGCUGGACGGGAUUCAGGGCGGCCUCGAUGCCCUCCUCCAAGGCAAGGUCCCUAUCACCUUUACCGGCUACUUCGGAGCCGGAGUGCAGUUCUGUCGCCGGAAGGUGAUCUGGGACGAGCUGUUGGCCCGUAUGGCGUCCGGCAAAUGCAAGGAGGCGGCCGUUGCAGAGCUAGAGCUGUUACGCGCCGGCCGAAGCUUGAACCGACUCGUCGACGAGCUCAAACAGCGCCGACGGCGGGGCCAGGAUCGGGGCCAGGGCCAGGGCCAGAUACGGGUCCAACUCGAGGUCAGGGCCGUCGGGGCGGAGGACCCGGCUGGGAAAGCGGACCGCCCUCGUCGACGUAAGCCAGCCGCCUCGUAG
Molecule: messenger RNA, 1860 nt
Organism: Hirsutella rhossiliensis
Lineage: Eukaryota; Fungi; Ascomycota; Sordariomycetes; Hypocreales; Ophiocordycipitaceae
Product: centromere DNA-binding protein complex CBF3 subunit
Exons: 7
Coding region: 1-1860 (619 amino acids)
Molecular function (GO): DNA binding
Source: RefSeq, a predicted model, not a curated record